UUUUCUUUUGAGCAGAUGAGUGGGUUUCCCUGGUCUGGAUCGUAUUGAUGCGUUCUUACUAGUUGCUUUCAUUUAUUUUAUCUAAAUUUUGUUCGAUUUUCAUUCUGCCCUAAUUCUAUUGGUUUGACCUGAUUGGGGUUUCCUUGGAUAUGGAGUUAUUCUACUUGAUUUCCAUAAGUUCUCCGUCAUUAAUAGUUCACAACAAAGGAAACACUCUCUCAGUUUCGUGUGCACAGCUUCAGCCUCGCCAACUUCGUCUUUGACUACUUUGGUUUUGACUUCUUCGGCCUCGCUUUGUAUCAGAUUGAGUUCUUCGUGAUGAGGGGACCUGAAAAUAUUGGAAUGUGUGAUUAAUCAUUAUGGUCCUCAAAGAGCCUAAUAAAGAUUCAUGGAGAUGGGCUUUAGGCAUUGUAUAUAUAGUUGCAGUUGCAUCAAUAUGGAUUGCUGCUAGUUAUAUUGUUCAGACAGUGGUAGAUGAGGGGGUUUCUCCUUUCUUGUUAAGCUACAUUUGCAACUCUUUGUUUGUGGUUUACAUUCCCAUUGUUGAAAUUACACGAUAUUUUGAGGAUACAAUUUCUAAUCUAUUAGCCAAAAAGCACAAUGAACCAUCCAUGCAAGGAUCUUGCUAUCCAGAGAAUGCAAGUCUUUUGCUAGGAAGUGAUAAAGAACCAAUCAUAAUCGGUAGUCAUCCUAGAGAACCUAUUGCAUCUGGAACUGAAACAAGGAUUCAAGAUAUAGAAAGAAUUUUUCCCAGUCAAGCUGAUGAGUUUUCUCCUGGAAACCCAAUUAGUAGUACAGGAACGCAAUUGGAUUCAAAAAUGCGUUGGACGCGUACUCAAGUAGCUAAAGUCAGCCUUUUGAUUUGUCCGUUUUGGUUUUUUGCACAACUCACUUUCAAUCUUUCUCUCAAGUAUACGACUGUCACUUCGAACACCAUCUUAAGCAGCACGUCUAGCCUCUUCACCUUUCUGGUCUCUGUUGCAUUCUUGGGAGAAAAAUUUACAUGGGUAAAGUUAGUCAGUGUUCUUCUCUGCAUGGGAGGUACCGUGCUAGUGAGCUUAGCUGAUUUGGGAGUUGGAGUAAAUGCUAUUGCAUAUAAUGCUGUUCUUGGGGAUGCACUUGCACUUGUUUCAGCUGGCCUUUAUGCUGUUUACAUUACUCUCAUUCGGAAAAAGCUACCCGAUGAAAAUAAGGGAGAAGGUCAUGCAAGCAUGGCCCAAUUUCUUGGAUACCUUGGGUUAUUUAAUCUCUUAAUUUUUCUUCCUGUUGCACUUUUUUUAAAUUUCACCGAGAUAGAACCUUUCCACAAGCUGACAUGGAGACAAUUUGGCCUCAUUGUUGGAAAAGGUAUGUAUGACCUCCUAGUUUUCGCUAUGUUUGUUACUUGUAUCUACACUUGAGGGUAGCUCA
Messenger RNA from Dendrobium catenatum, 1410 nucleotides. Its product is annotated as solute carrier family 35 member F5. Gene Ontology annotation, cellular component: membrane. The record is from RefSeq and is a predicted model, not a curated record. The transcript has 4 exons. The coding region runs from base 360 to 1400 and encodes 346 amino acids. Gene Ontology annotation, biological process: regulation of peptide transport. Lineage: Eukaryota; Viridiplantae; Streptophyta; Magnoliopsida; Asparagales; Orchidaceae.